Messenger RNA from Sorex araneus (European shrew), 966 nucleotides. RefSeq names its product olfactory receptor 688-like. NCBI's taxonomy places the organism in Eukaryota, Metazoa, Chordata, Mammalia, Eulipotyphla, Soricidae. The coding region runs from base 1 to 966 and encodes 321 amino acids. Gene Ontology annotation, biological process: G protein-coupled receptor signaling pathway. Gene Ontology annotation, cellular component: membrane. The record is from RefSeq and is a predicted model, not a curated record. The transcript has a single exon. Gene Ontology annotation, molecular function: G protein-coupled receptor activity; olfactory receptor activity.
AUGGAUACCACCCUGAGUUUAACUAAUAAUUCAAAGAUCCAAGUGUCUGAGUUCAUACUGUUGGGGUUCCCAAACAUUCAUGAGUGGCAGCACUGGCUCUCCCUGCCAUUGGCUCUGCUCUACCUCUUGGCCCUUGGUGCAAAUCUCCUCAUCUUGACCACCAUCUACCGAGAAUCUUCCCUGCAUCAGCCUAUGUAUCAGUUUCUUGGUGUCCUGGCUAUCGUGGACAUUGGGUUAGCUACUACCAUCAUUCCCAAGAUCCUUGCCAUUUUCUGGUUUGAUAACAAGGCCAUCAGCCUCUCUGCAUGCUUUGCCCAGAUCUACGCCAUUCACACUUUCAUGUGCAUGGAGUCAGGUAUCUUCCUCUGCAUGGCUGUGGAUAGAUAUGUAGCCAUCUGCUAUCCUCUUCGGUACCCAAACAUAGUCACUGAAGCAUUUGUGAUCAAGCUCACAUUAUCUAUGAUACUCAGGAAUGGCCUGUUGACCAUUCCUGUGCCUGUACUAGCUGCCCAGCGGCACUACUGUUCCAAGAACGAGAUUGACCAUUGUCUUUGCUCUAACUUAGGAGUCAUCAGUCUAGCCUGUGAUGACAUCACUAUUAAUAAGUUUUACCAGUUAUUUCUGGCUUGGGUUAUGGUUGGGAGUGACAUGGGCCUGGUCUUUGCUUCUUAUGCUUUGAUUAUUCACUCAGUUCUGAGGCUUAAGUCCGCUGAGGCAACAUCUAAAGCUCUGAGUACCUGCAGUUCUCAUGUCAUCCUCAUCCUAUUUUUCUACACAGCUAUUGUUGUAGUAUCUGUCACCCAUCUAGCAAGAAAAAGGUUUCCCUUAGUCCCAAUUCUCCUCAAUGUGCUGCACAGUAUCAUCCCACCUGCCCUGAACCCCAUGGUAUAUGCCCUCAGGACACAGGAGCUGAGAAUAGGCUUUCAGAGGUUGCUUGGUCUGGGUGACACUGGAUCUGGAAAGUGA